AUGAAAAGGAAAAGAAAAUCUCUCAAAUUUUCAAAACAAGAAUUUCUUUAUUUACUAGAUGAGUGUUGGGAAUUGGUCUUUAAAUUCCUCAAAGAAGAAGAUGAAGACAAUUUCAAGCUUCUCUCAACUGUCUCAAAACAGUUCCUCUCUAUCACUAACAGUCUCCGAUCCUCUCUCACUCUCUACUAUCCAUUCCUCCCUAACCUUUUCCAAAGAUUCACCAAUCUCAUAUCCCUCAACCUUACCUGCUUCCACGGUGACCUCAACAUGUUUCUCUCUCAAAUAUCUUGUUUUCAACUCAACCUUACAUCACUCAAUCUCUCCGAUAAACCCACAAUUCCCGCCAAUGGAUUGAGAAUUUUCUCCAAAAAUAUUACAACCUUGACUUCUCUCACUUGUUCCAACUUACAUUCUAUCAAGACCACGGACCUCUUACUCAUUGCUGAUUGUUUUCCUUUACUCGAAGAACUCGACCUCAGUAAUCCCAAAGAAUGCCGCGGUAAAUACCUCCAAAAGCUAGAAGCGCUUACAAUACCACUUGUCAAACUCCGUAAGGUUAACCUCUCUGGUCAUAGUUAUAUCAACGAUCAAAUGAUUUUCCAUUUGUUUAAGAAUUGCAACCAUCUAGAAGAGGCCAACCUGUAUUGCUGUUUUAAAAUAACUAUUGCAGGAAUGGCGUUAGCUCUCUCUGAGAGACCUUCAUUGAGGUCUUUUUCCUUUUCCAAACCUGCAACUAACAUUACUCCACCUUUCAUUGACUCUUUGGUGCGUUUGAAGAGUUUGACUUGUCUUGAUUUGUUUUUUCUUAAUAUCUCCGAUGAGUUGUUAUCCGAUAUUGCAAGGGAAGGUUUGCCUCUGAGGAGAAUUGUCCUCCAUUAUUGCACCGGCUAUAGGUAUGUUGGAAUCUUUAAUCUAUUAUCCAAGUGUCAACAAAUACAACAUUUGGAUCUUCAAAAUGCUGGUUUCCUAAAGGAUGCACAUGUUGUUAAAUUGUCAUUAUUUCUGAGUGAUUUGGUGUCUAUAAAUCUUAGCAAAUGUAAGAAACUCACACAAUCAACAUUGUUUGCACUUGUUGGAAACUGUCCUACACUUGGUGAGAUCAAAAUGAAAGAAAUUGGAUGGGAGAGUAUACAUGAUACUAAUUUUUGUAUAGACUCGGGUGUAUGUGUAUACCCUCAAUUAAAAUAUCUCAAUUUGGCUUCUAAUUCAUGGUUAAGUGACGAAAGCAUCAUAAUGUUUGCUUCUAUUUUCCCUAAUCUAGAGCUCUUUGAUUUGAAUGGUUGUCGCAACGUUUCUGAAGAAGGUGUUGGUCAAGUUUUAAGGAGAUGUUUAAAGAUUAAACAUCUCAACUUAGAAGAUUGUUCUAAAGUUAUGCUACCUGGAAUAAAUUUUGGAGUUUCUAAAUUAGAGGUGUUAAACUUGUCAUUUACUGAAGUUAUUGAUGAAGCACUCUAUGUGAUCUCAAACUAUUGUUGUCAACUUUUGACACUGAACCUUGCAGGUUGUGAUUAUAUCACCGAGAAAGGAGUGAAGCAUGUGAUAUAUAAUUGCACACACCUGAGAGAGAUCAACUUGGGGUAUUGCGAUAACGUGCGUUCAAAAUUUGUUGCUUCAAUGGUGGUAUUAAGACCAUCAUUGAGAAAGAUAACAACUCCAAGUCAUUGUUAUUUAAGCAAGAAAGAGAGAAAGGUCUUCUCGAAUCAUGGAUGCCUUAUUUGCCAACAUUAGGAGAGCGUCUUGUUAAAGUUUAAGAAUGACUGGAGAAGCCAACAUCAACUACAACUAGAAUACCAAAGAAAGUGCUUCUUGUUUUGAAGACAAGUUUUGUUUUUCUCCUAGUUAUUCACUAUUGCUACUUUGUAGAGCAACUUAAGUUUUGAAUGUUUAAUUUUUUAUUUAUUUAUGUUUUCAAACUUACAUCUUUAAAUAAAGAAAAAUGUUUAGUUUUUUGUUA
Messenger RNA from Vicia villosa (hairy vetch), 1954 nucleotides. Its product is annotated as F-box/LRR-repeat protein 3-like. The coding region runs from base 1 to 1728 and encodes 575 amino acids. Gene Ontology annotation, cellular component: SCF ubiquitin ligase complex. The transcript has 2 exons. Gene Ontology annotation, biological process: SCF-dependent proteasomal ubiquitin-dependent protein catabolic process. NCBI's taxonomy places the organism in Eukaryota, Viridiplantae, Streptophyta, Magnoliopsida, Fabales, Fabaceae. The record is from RefSeq and is a predicted model, not a curated record.